GGGAGGCACUAGGACCUGCUGGAUAACCCUGGGAAAGCUGAGGGAAACAACUGUGGGACUCAAAAACUUUCAGAACAAUCAAUUUUCCUACAGGGGAGAGUGGGAGUAGAGCGGGGUGAGCGGCACAUAACCUGGAUAAGUCAUCCUUAAAAGAGCUGACGGGAUACGGCUUUCUGGGAUAAAAAAACCUGCGAGAGAGCUGGACUACCACCAACUUUGGGUUUUGGGACCUUUUUUGUGGUGAAAGACGAGAAACUCUGAGGGUGAGGAAGAGGACACGGGUUCCAAAGAGAGAAGCAGACGCACAGGCCAGUCCUGAUGGCAGGCUCUCGGGGCUCAGCCAGCACUGGACACUGGCUCUAGGAGCCCACGGGGCCUUCGCUUCAACCAGGAACAUUUCACAGGACGUGUGCCCAUGAGGUCGUCGACGCUGGUCCUGCUCUUCCUGAUCAGCGUCCAGGCUGCACUCAACACGGGGGGCCACAAGGUCCAAACACAAGGUCCAGCCAAUCAACACGCAGGAAUGGAUCGCUCAGCCAGGCCUUCGUCUGGACAAUCCCAGCAGGAGUUGACCCACGAUGACCUCAUCCCCACCAUUGACCCCAAACUCUUCAACAAACGUCGGUACCGUUCACCCCGCGUGCUCUUCAGUGACGUGGCGCCGUCUGACAGCGACCCGGUGGGAUCCAGAGGGCCUCGUGUCCGGCGGAGGGCCACAGAGUUCUUGCAUCGUGGGGAAUAUUCGGUGUGCGACAGCGAGAACCACUGGGUGGGCAACCUGACCCGCGCCACGGACCUAGCGGGCAAUGAGGUCACAGUGCUGCCUGACGUCCGCAUAAACAACGUAGUGAAGAAGCAGUUGUUCUAUGAGACCACGUGCCGCAUCAACAAAGCCAGCGAUGCCCCUCGGGGUCGAGGGGUCAGCGGGAUAAAAGCGGGAACCUCCGGAUGCCGAGGGAUUGACAACAAGCACUGGAACUCGUACUGCACCAACACGCACACGUACGUGCGGGCACUAACGUCUUUCAAGAACCAGAUCGCCUGGAGGCUCAUCCGCAUCAACGCAGCAUGCGUGUGUGUGCUGAGUCGAAAGUCAUGGAGGCAUUGACCCAUCGAUUUAUUUCUCAGCAAACCUCUGUCCGAAGACUCACUUGACCAACCCCGCC
This is a messenger RNA of Colossoma macropomum (tambaqui), 1166 nucleotides long. RefSeq names its product nerve growth factor a (beta polypeptide) (gene ngfa). The transcript has 3 exons. Gene Ontology annotation, biological process: negative regulation of neuron apoptotic process; cell surface receptor protein tyrosine kinase signaling pathway; memory. Bases 416 to 1108 code for a protein of 230 amino acids. NCBI's taxonomy places the organism in Eukaryota, Metazoa, Chordata, Actinopteri, Characiformes, Serrasalmidae. The record is from RefSeq and is a predicted model, not a curated record. Gene Ontology annotation, molecular function: nerve growth factor receptor binding; growth factor activity.